CGGCGCGGCCGGAAGUGUCGCGUUGCCAUGGAGAGAGCCCCGUGGGGCCCGCCCCUGGGCGCGCGGACGAGCGCGGGGCGGCCGGAGCGGCCGGCGGCAGCGGCGUGGCAGAGGCGGCGGAAGGCCUCCGAGAGCCCUGCUGUCCCUGCCUGCUGCCGCUCCACAGAGAACACUCUGGCCCGGGACCUGACUCUCACAGCACACGCCCGGCCUGGCCUCCCUGUCCCGGUGGCUCCUCGCUCAGAGGUGGACGUGUGCAGACUGUGACGCCCAGACAGCAGAGGGAGGCCGGGCCAGGCAUGACUGCUCCCAGGCCCCACCCCAGCUCACCCCCAGCUCUGAGCUCGGUGCCGUCUUGACUCUGGACUGAGGCUGCUGUGCCAACUGCGUUCCUGACCUCCUGCGCUGUCCUCAUCUGCUGAGUGGCCAUGGUGCCUUGUCACCUGGGUCUGCGCCCCUCAGGCUGGCUGGGGUGUGGUCCCAGGAGGGCCGCCUGACUCAGCCUUGCCAGGGUCAGAGGGCACUGAGCCUUGGGGAGGGGAUGCCCCCACGGGUGCCAGUCAAGCCAGCUGCCCUGUCCCUCAGGCCUGGGCUGGCUCGUGUGCUCCCCAGUCCAGUCCCCCGAGCAGCCCCCUUGGGCCGGCCUCCCUCACCAUGGCCGAACACCCGGAACUGCUAGCCGAGAUGCCCAUGGUGUGCAGGAUGAGUGCUCAGGAGCGGCUGAAACAUGCCCAAAAGCGCCGUGCACAGCAGGUGAAGCUGUGGGCCCAGGCUGAGAAGGAGGCCCAGUCCUGGAGGGGCCCCAGGGACCGGCUGCAGCAGGAGGGGGCCAGUGGGCCACAGCGGCGUGUCCACUUCCCUCCCAGUGUCACUCUGCUGGAGGCUGCUGCCCGCAACGACCUGGAGGAAGUCCGCCAGUUCCUCAGCAGCGGGGUCAGCCCUGACCUGGCCAAUGAGGAUGGCCUGACGGCAUUGCACCAGAGCUGCAUUGACGACUUUCGGGAGAUGGUGCAGCAGCUCCUGGAGGCUGGGGCCACAGUCAAUGCCCAUGACAGCGAGUCCUGGACGCCCUUGCAUGCUGCAGCCACCUGUGGCCACCUGCACCUGGUGGAGCUGCUCAUUGCCCGUGGGGCUGACCUGCUGGCUGUCAAUGCUGAUGGGAAUAUGCCCUACGACCUGUGUGAGGAUGAGCAAACGCUGGAUUGCCUGGAGACAGCUAUGGCCAACCGUGGGGUCACCCAGGACAGCAUUGAGAGUGCCCGGGCCUUGCCGGAGCUGCACGUGCUAGAUGAUAUCCGGAGCCAGCUGCAAGCAGGGGCUGAUCUGGACGCCCCUCGGGACCAUGGAGCCACUCUGCUCCAUAUUGCCGCUGCCAACGGGUUCAGUGAGGCCGCAGGCCUGUUGCUGGAACACCAAGCCAACCUGAGCGCCAAAGACCUGGAUGGUUGGGAACCAUUGCACGCUGCAGCCUACUGGGGGCAGGUGCACUUAGUCGAGUUGCUCGUGGCACACGGUGCCGACCUUAACGGGAAGACCCUGAUGGAGGAGACGCCCCUGGAUGUGUGCGGUGAUGAGGAGGUGCGGGCCAAGCUGCUGGAACUGAAGCACAAACACGACGCGCUUCUGCGCGCCGAGGGCCGCCAGCGCUCUCUCCUGCGCCGCCGCACCUCGAGCGCUGGCAGCCGGGGGAAGGUGGUGAGGCGGGUGAGCCUGACCCAGCGCACCAGCCUGUACCGUAAGGAGCAUGCCCAGGAGGCCAUCGUGUGGCAGCAACCUUCGCUGCAGACCCUCAGCCCCGAGGGUCUGGAGCCUCCCGAGGACCUGGAACCCCCCGCAGCCCCGGAAGCCGAGGACGAGGACCGUCAGACUGAUGCUGAGCUCCGGCUGAGCCCAGAGGAGGACCCUGAGGCUGCCAGGCCACACAAUGGCCGAGUGGGGACCACUACGGGAAGGCAUCUGUACUCCAAGCGCUUGGACCGCAGCGUCUCCUACCAUCUGAGCCCCCUGGAGAGUGAGGCCCCAGAUGGCCUGGUUAAGGCCAAGGCCCAUCACACACUGGCGGAGCUGAAGCGCCAGCGAGCUGCUGCCAAGCUGCAGCGGCCCCUGCCCGAAGGGCCUGGGACCCUUGAGUCUUGCCCUGCUGAGGAUGCUCAGAGCCCCCAGCUCCAGGGAGACCCUAAGACUGGUGGAGACCCACCUUUGCUCAGGCUUACAGCCCCCUCAGAGGAUGCUCCCAUAGAGAAGAGGCCGUGCUGCCAGCUCAUGUGAGGGCCGUGCAUGCCACCUGUGUGUGGCUGCCUCAGGACCUCUGUGUUGGAGACCCCCAUGUGUGCUGCUCCCCAGCUGUGGCACCUGCAGCCACGGCUGGGCCCUGGCCCGGAGACAGAUCAUCGACAUGUGACUAUUGAUAAAGGGCUGUUCUGCCACGUUCCUUUUUGUGUGUCUCGGCGGGGCCAGCGUCCCACAGUGAGGAAUGCAUGUUGCCAGGCCUGUCCUGUGAGCACCUGUCUGGGGCCUGUAGUGCAGCCCAGCCCAGCGUGGGAUGAGGCCCAGGGCCAGCUGAGCCAGAAAUGGGCCCCUCUGCACCCUCCUGUGUCCCUGGAGGCCCCUCUGUCACCUUCCCUGAGAGCAGAGAACUCUGGCAGGAACUUUUCUGGAUGUCUCUGCUCCAGGGUCAGCUCUAGCAGUUUUUUAGAAAGGCUCAGUGUGGGGCUGGAGUGAUAGCAUAGCGGGUAGGGUUUGCCUUGCACGCGGCCAACCCGGGUUCAAAUCCCAGCAUCCCAUAUGGUCCCCUGAGCACCGCCAGGAGUAAUUCCUGAGUGCAGAGCCAGGAGUAACCCCUUGCAUCACCAGGUGUGACCCAAAAACCAAAAAAAAAAAAAAAAAGGCUCAGUGCUAGAAACCUCUAGAAGGCCUGUGUCAGGGGCGUCCCCUGCCCCGCUCCUGGGCCUGGCAUGCCAGGCUACAGAGGGGCCAGCAGUGGGCUGCUCAGGGGCCGCGCUGGCUGGGCACUGUGUUGGGGCACAGAGAUCACUUAGGGGCUUCGCGUGGGAAAGUGAGGGCACUGCCAGCUCAUGUCCAUGCAGGGGCUGCCCUCUUUCAUGCCUGUUCGUACCAGGUGGCCAGGCUUAGGUCACCACCCUCCCUGUUGUGUAGUGACCUGGCCAGCCCAGCCUCAGGACCGCCUACUCCAAGCAUCAGUGGUUGGAGGGUGUCCUCGGUAUUGAGUGCAGCUGCCCAAUGUCCGUCUGCCUCCUUCCUG
Messenger RNA from Sorex araneus (European shrew), 3262 nucleotides. It is a transcript of the gene PPP1R16A, whose product is annotated as protein phosphatase 1 regulatory subunit 16A. The record is from RefSeq and is a predicted model, not a curated record. Lineage: Eukaryota; Metazoa; Chordata; Mammalia; Eulipotyphla; Soricidae. Gene Ontology annotation, molecular function: enzyme inhibitor activity; phosphatase regulator activity; protein binding. Gene Ontology annotation, cellular component: cytoplasm. The transcript is spliced from 11 exons. The coding region runs from base 655 to 2268 and encodes 537 amino acids.